This is a messenger RNA of Tarenaya hassleriana, 1073 nucleotides long. Its product is annotated as NF-kappa-B-activating protein-like. The record is from RefSeq and is a predicted model, not a curated record. NCBI's taxonomy places the organism in Eukaryota, Viridiplantae, Streptophyta, Magnoliopsida, Brassicales, Cleomaceae. Bases 226 to 801 code for a protein of 191 amino acids. The transcript has 5 exons.
CCCCAAAAAAUUUGCAAUGCGGUUGUGCGCCGGGCUCGGCCUCACUGGUUCCCCCCUCUGAGCUCUCUUUACAGAUCCCUAAAUCCUCUCUUUUAGACCUUCAACUCCGAAUCCUGAUUCCUGAAUCCCCCAGGAAAAGUUCUUCCGUAGAUCCUCUGAUUUUGUUUUCAAUUUCCUUUCCCCCGGAAGAAAUUCUCGGAAUUUUCGAUUGGGUUAUCGUCAGCGAUGGGGAAGAACCAAGCUUACAAGGCUAUGCAGAGAGCCAGGGUCGGCUCCAGCUCCGCCGCUCCGGAGGAGAUCGAAGACGGCAUGGUGGAUGGUUCAUUUCAUACACCAGAGUGGCAUGCUGCUCGUUUGGCUAGCCUUAAGACUUCGCACACCAUUACUUGGGAAGAAUUUAAGAAGAAGCAAAAGGAAGAGGAAAUGAGAAAGGGGGAACUUGAAGCAGAUACUGACAGAAUGAUGCGUGAAUAUAGAGCUCAGUUGGACGCUGAAAGGGCACUAAAGCUCUCGAAGGGAAGGAACCAUCCUAGCGAUAAAUCUAAAAAAGAUAAGGACAGAGAUUCGAAGAAAAAGAGGAGCAAAAAGAGAAAGCAUUCAAGAAGGAGAUCUUCUGACUCGAGCUCAUUCUCAGAUUCAUCGGGUAGUGAUGACGAGGAAUAUAGAAGAUCGAGAUCGAGUUCUAAAAGAACAAAGAAGGAGAAGAAGCACAGGUCUAGAGACAAACACUCGAGCAAAAGCAAAGAAGAGGCUGAUGGUCCUGUACCUCUCUCAAGAUUCUUUGGCAAUCUGAAGAGUUAACACUCAGACAGCCUGACAUAACAGGAAGAUUGUCUGAUCUGAAGUCAAAUUUUGUCAUCUCAUAUUGCCAAGGAUGAUGAUGAUGAUGAUACCUGCUCUGCCCCCUUAAUACAUUAGCUUGUAUUUUUUCAGCCUACACUCAAGAUUCUUCCCCUGCAAUUUUAUAAACCUUGUUGGAUUUUCUCGGCUACAGGCUCGUGUAAGUGAUUGUGAAUGUGACACUCAAACUUGCUCAAUGUUCACAUAAUCUAUCUGUUUAGACUUUUUGAACA